Coffea arabica (coffee) is the source of this 504-nucleotide messenger RNA. Lineage: Eukaryota; Viridiplantae; Streptophyta; Magnoliopsida; Gentianales; Rubiaceae. The record is from RefSeq and is a predicted model, not a curated record.
AUGGUGCGGCCUGAUAGAAAGGACUGGAAUUUGAAGUUGGAAGAUGCUCUUUGGGCUUACCGAACCGCAUAUAAGACACCGAUUGGGAUGUCCCCAUACAGGUUAGUCUUUGGGAAGCCGUAUCACCUCCCGGUGGAAUUUGAAUACAGAGCAUUCUGGGCACUCAAGAGGUGUAACAUGGACCUUAUGGAGGCCGAGGGGCAUAGAAAACUCCAAUUGCAAGAGUUGGAGGAGUUAAAGAAUGAAACCUAUGAGAACGUUGCAAUUUGUAAAGAGAAGAACAAAAUUUUUCAUGACCAACAAGUCUCAAGGAAGUCAUUUGAAGUAGGGCAAAAAAUCCUAUUUUAUCACUCGAGACUUAAGCUCUUUCCGGUGGAGAUUCAAAGCCUGAAGACGGAGAAGAAGUUCGUAGUCAAUGGUCACCGUCUAAAGCCUUAUUAUGAAGGGUUUAAUAGUGAGCAAGUGGAGGUUAUAUCUCUUGAUGAUCCAACUCGUGAGGCCUAA